UGGACAUUUGGCCCGGCGCCCGGAAGAUUGAAAACCAACAUGGUGGACAAGAAGACAAUUUUUAAUUUUUUGACAAAAAUUGUCUGCUAAAAUCACCUCAUUAUGUCAUCUGAUGAUGCGGUGCGAGCAACAAAUGAUGAUGCUGCAAGCUGUAAACGUUUUGCAGUUCAAAAGGGCUACUGGUCUGACCCUUACAUUCAGUAUUUUGUGAGAAACACUGAAAGAAAAGCUCCAGAAAUUAGCAUAGGGUACUAUGCCAGAGUCAAGGGGGUCAAGUUACUACUGGACAAAUUUCUGCAGUUGACCCAGUGUAACUGUCAGGUUGUCAACUUCGGAGCUGGCUUUGAUACCCUGUAUUGGAGGCUUGCCGAAGAAGGUCAUGUCCCAAAGAGUUAUGUUGAAGUGGACUUCCACAGUGUGACAUCAAAGAAGUGCCACGCCAUUAAAACAAAGAAGCAGCUGCUGGAAAAAAUUGCCACAGAAGAUGGAGAGAUCCGCUUCAAUGAAUUCGACCUUCACGCUGCCAACUACCACAUCGUCGCAGCUGAUCUGCGAAAUCUUGAUGAACUCAAAUCAAAAUUACAUGAUUCCAAUAUUGAUUUUGGACUUCCCACCCUCUUCAUGGCUGAGUGUGUCUUAGUCUACAUGGAGCUUGAUAAAUCAACAAACCUGGUGAAGUGGAUUGCAGACUCAUUUCAGACAACCUUCUUCAUCAAUUACGAGCAGGUCAACAUGGCGGAUCGUUUUGGCCAAGUGAUGAUACAAAACCUGAAGUCAAGGCAGUGUUUGCUGCCGGGGGUGGAGGUCUGUUCCAGUCUGGAGACUCAAAAAAAUAGGUUCCUGAGCAAUGGCUGGGAAUACUGUGAGUGUCUGGAGAUGACAGCUGUCUAUCAAAAUCUACCCCACGCUGAAGUAAAGAGAAUUGAGCGACUGGAAUUUCUCGACGAAAAAGAAUUGCUGACUCAGCUGUUUCAGCACUACUGUCUGUGUUGGGCACUUAAGGAUCCUAAGAACAUCGGACUAGAUGCCAUAGAUUGUGUACCGACGUGAGCCAUUCUGCUUUACAGGAAAUUCUUCAAGUGAUCUGUGAUUCAACUAAUGUUUGUGUGGGGUAAUGUUCCUGAAUAUUUGAGGGCCAGAUAUUGGAUAUUUGGAUCAGAGAUUGAAAGUUGUGAGGAGAAUUCAAACAACACCGGUACUGUACAAUUGAGUUGAGACUGACAUUGAAAAGAUCAAAAACAGUGGUAGAACAGUGGUAGAAGACUUUGUACAUAGACGUGUCCUUGGUAUUGAGUUUGUUCUAAGUGCAAAGCCUCAACCUGUGUUAUGAGGCUGAGCUUGGGAAAGGAGGGCAUUAUCACAUAAAGACGCAAGAAAAAUGACAAUUUUUUGGGUCCGACUGCUGAGAAUACGACGAAGGCCAAUGUUUUUCAGCUGACAUGUCCAUGCUGAGAGGAUAUUAUAACUGAAGCAAAUGAGUUCUCUGAGUACAUGGCCCGGCCUCGACCACAUGUGCCAGUCAUAUCAGCUUGUUCUUGAAUCAUGUAAAGGUUAUCUUCGUACAGUCACCCUGUCUGAAGGAAUGAAAUAUUGUAAACAGCUAAUAAGUCUCAUUUGCACAUUAGGAAGGAUACCAAUUCCAAGUAUGUUGUGCUACUAAAUGGUGCUGUGUAACCUAGCAGUCUAUUGCUUGUUUAGCCUAGAUAUAACCGAACAAAAAUAGCACAAAAUCCAGAACAUUUUCAUAGAAAGUGUAAAACAGGAGAAGCAAUUCAUGAUCGAUUGCUAGUUUGAGAGUGUACUUUUAUUAACAUUGAUGACAUCAUGACGGACAGGAAAUUCUAAUUCUUGGCCAGGUUUUGUUUCCUUCUAAGCCUCUGCUCCAUGUCAUAUACUUUAUAUCACCACACAAGUGUUCUGUGUUUACCCAAGUAAUGUCAGACUGUCACCAUGUCAGGCAAAUGAUCACCAUUUAUGUUAUGAUGUCAUUUCCAAUAAAAGUGACGAUGAUACCACAAUCAUGUUCCAACAACAUGAUGAUAAUGUGUCAUGUGACGUUACAUUUGAAUCUACAAAUACUUUUAGCAAGGGCUGUAAAUAAUCGAUGUGCUUGAGCUUUUUAGCCUUGGUUGGUUGAGAUUAUCAAGAAGUAUGCAGAUAGGAUUGUACAAGUCAUUUCAUUUGUUUAGAGGGCCUAUUGCUGAUGGGAUUUAGCCACUGCUUACUAAAUGGAAUGCUCAUUCGUGAACACCAUCUGCAAUUUUUAUUUUCAAGGUUAUAACCUUUUUGAACGAUAACUAAGGUAAUAUGUUUGUUUAUAGCAAUCAAUGUGUGAAUGUAAAGCAAGAUAUGCUUGAUGUUAAGAUUUAGUUCUUAUAUGAUUUUGAAAUAAAAUUUCUGUGAUGAUAGUAA
Molecule: messenger RNA, 2412 nt
Organism: Lineus longissimus
Lineage: Eukaryota; Metazoa; Nemertea; Pilidiophora; Heteronemertea; Lineidae
Product: leucine carboxyl methyltransferase 1-like
Exons: 6
Coding region: 103-1050 (315 amino acids)
Biological process (GO): C-terminal protein methylation
Cellular component (GO): cytosol
Molecular function (GO): protein C-terminal leucine carboxyl O-methyltransferase activity
Source: RefSeq, a predicted model, not a curated record